Molecule: messenger RNA, 441 nt
Organism: Vollenhovia emeryi
Lineage: Eukaryota; Metazoa; Arthropoda; Insecta; Hymenoptera; Formicidae
Product: ATP synthase subunit epsilon, mitochondrial-like
Exons: 4
Coding region: 139-312 (57 amino acids)
Biological process (GO): proton motive force-driven mitochondrial ATP synthesis
Cellular component (GO): mitochondrial inner membrane
Molecular function (GO): proton-transporting ATP synthase activity, rotational mechanism
Source: RefSeq, a predicted model, not a curated record
CGCGGCAGCGGAGGGAGGGCGAGGGCGGCCGCUGACGUCACGCCGCGACGCGUGACGUGACGUGAGGUGAGGUGCACGGAGAAUCGUACGGAGUCGCCGCUUCUUCUCGCCCCUCGCCGGACAUACUUAACGGAAAAGAUGACAGCGUGGAGGCAAGCGGGAUUGAACUACAUCAAUUAUUCCCAAAUCGCAGCUAGGUUAGUCAGGCAGGCUCUGAAAAGCGACCUGAGGACGGAGGCCGCGAAACGCGACGAAGUCAAUGUGAAGUUCACUCAGUGGAAGGACGGGAAAGCUAUCACUGAAAAGAUGUGAUCGUAACGAUCAAAAAUGUCUAGAUGACAAUAUCACAGAUGGAUGCAGAAUAUUCAUCCAAUACAUUUAUAGCCAUAAAUAUGUACGAGGAGAUCUCUAGAUAAAAUAAAAACAUCCUUCGCACUGUCA